AUGACGCUGCGCUCAGGGUCCAGAGGGCGUUACGCCACCCCUCUGGAGGACUUUGUGUUCCUGAGGAUAUCAAAUGAAAAUGGCAUCUACUGCUCAGAGAAAGAGUCAAAUGUUGACCGUGGAGAUGCUGAGGGUUCCCUGAUGCGAUGUGGGCAGAGCCUGCCACCGUCAGCAGGGGGUCACACCGAGGGGGUUUACCCUCAGAGCCUUCAGUGCAGCAGACCCUCAGCUGACCUCCUUCUGCAGCACGACUCUCACCAAGACAGGAGAUCCUCCUCUGCCUUGCAGAGGACCCUGCCGGGGGCCUCACCCGGGCUGAGCUGCAGUGCCAACGGGGCUCACUCCGCUAUCCCUUACCCGAUCAAACAAGAAAACUCAAUGGGCUACAAGCUCUCCAGCACGGUGUCCGGAGCCCAGAGCUCAUCUCCAGCCAGGUUUCAGGCCUGUAGGGCAAGCCAAGCUUUGGAGGUGCCAAGGGAUGAGAUAGCCGCUUUGCACGUUAGCAACAACAGCAAUGGCGUAUGUGCAGUGAGCGGCGUUGGUAGCACCGUGUCAGGGGACGCAGUGCAACCGUUUAAUAAUGAAGAUGGCUCCUCCCCACUGGCUUUGUCUCCAACUGACUCCCGUCAUUCAGCGCGGUUACGUGCUAGUAGUCUGAAGAGACGCUGCCUGUCCUUGGCUUCACAGUCCACCGCCGCCGCUGGCACCGGCAGCGUCGCCGCCACGGGCUCUCCAUCGACUACUGGCGCCGCUUCUGAGGAAAUCAAUAUCACUGCAAUCAUCUGCUCCUCCUCCCAGAUGUCAAUGGUUGCCUGCGUCAACGGGUUCCACGCUAACCUCUCACCCAGCCACACCAGCAGUGCCGGCUUCUCCUCCUCUUCCUCCUCCUCUUCUACGUCCCCACCCUCUAACUACUGCUCCCGGGAAGCCCCCCAGAGGCCCCCACCUCACAGCAGCCCCCAGCAGGCCACCCUACAGGAGAGCUGUCAGCUGUCUUCACCUGCCACCUGCCUGCUGUCCCUUUCCUCCUCCUCUUCGUCCUCUUCGUCGGUGUCAUUAGUGGAUCCGGAGCAGGGCCACGGGCAGAGCCUGGGGCUGUGCGAGGAGCCGGGCUCCAUGCUGCGGGGGCGUGGGGCUGGAGGAGCGGCCAGGGGAGAGGUGGGAGGAGGAGGCGGCUCGGACGGGUUGGCGCUACUGAUGAGCGGGGCCCUGAUGUCUGGAAACCUGCAUCCGGGCCCUGAAGCCGGGGUCCUCCUGGAUGGAGGCCAGAGGUCUGUGUCUUCCCUUAAGCAGGAGCCCCUCGACGACUUCUCUCCCAGCGAGGACGAACUCUUUCAGCACAGCUAUCAUCACCAUCACAUGAGUGGUCGAGAACAUCAGCAAACCACCGUGGGAGAAGUAAAACGUGAGGAAAGUGUCAGUGGGGACGGUGAAGCCUCUCAGAAACAAGAGGAAGAGACUCAUUCUAAAGAACAGGAAGAAGGUGAGAAGCAGCUUGAAAACAUAGAUAGCACUAAAGAUGAGGAGGUCAGCGAGGCUAUGGAGGAUGAAAAGACUUCAGGAGAUGAGGCCACAGCAGAGAAGAACAGAUCAAAGUGUGCGGAGAAUACGAAUGACACCCCACAAUCUAUAAAUAAAGAAACUAAAGCUCAGGAUAGCACGACUGCAGACUCUCUUGAACAAGCAGUAGCUACAGCUAUGGAUGUUGAAGCUGUUACAGAAGAUGACGCAAAGGAGGAGGGAGUUGCAAAAGAAAACCAGAUUGAGAAUGACGAGAAGGGGCAAGGGCCAAAAAGUGACGAAGAGGAUGAGUCAUCAGUAUCAGAGCCAAAUAAAAAGACUGAUGAAACAGCAUCACCAGAUAAUGCAGAGGCGAUGACAGCAAGCGAGACAAUGGAGAUAAAAGCAGAAUCCUCUGAGGAGCGAGAGGCCCUCAGCUGUGAAGAGGCUCCUGCGACUGACGCAGAGGAAGCACAGCAGGCAGAAAGCGAGAACAGGACUGCAGCAUCAGGAGCAGAAGUCACUGCAGAGACUUCGAGCAGCUCGGCAGAGGAGAGCAGAGACACCACAGUUGAGACAGCAGCAGACAAAAAUUUGGAAAAUAUAAAUAAUGCAAUUGGGGAAAAUGCAAAGGAUGAGGAAAGUAAAGAUGAAGCUAAAGAAGAGUCAGAAACAGCAGCUGAUACAGAUGACAGUCAAGGACAGAUGGAGACGGGAGAACAGAAGACCGUAAUACCUGUGGAAAUACAUGAGCAGAAGGAGCAGAAGUCUGAAGCGCAUCAUGAAGACCAGGGACAACAAAGUCAUCUAAAUUUAGAAGAAACAGCAGAAAAUGAAAAUACACUGCAAGGGGGAAAUGGUGAAAAGCAGGAAACUGAAGAGGGUGACUAUGACAAUAAGGCGGAUGAAGAAUACCUGACAGAGGAGACUGAAAAUGUUAUGAAUAUUAACACAAGAGAGGAUAAAGAAGCAGAGGAAACCCUUAAUGAACAUGAUCCAAUCACUAAAGAAGAACCAGGAAAAGCUCAGGAUGACCAGGAGAGUGAAUGUGUUGAGAACAAGGAUGAAAACAAGAAAUCUGAAGCCUUGGAAGCCGAAGAAGACAACCAGGACCAAGACAAAAAUGAGAAAAGUGCAGCUGUUGACAUAAACAAUGAUGCAGAAAAAUAUGACAGAAAUGACAAAGAGAGUAAAAUGGAGCAAGAAGCUUUAGACAAUAAGAAUCCUGAAAGCUGUGAGGACAAAACAGAUGCAGCAGAUAAGACUACAGUAGAAAUGUUAGAGCUUACAGAAGACACAGAUAAAGACAAUGUGAAAAAAUCCAAUGAAAAUAUUCAAUCAGACGAUGUUGGUGGGAGUGACUCAGCAGAGACUGCUCAAUCAAAUGAAAAACCAUCAGAUAAAACAGAGAGAAAUAUUGAGAUAGAAGCUGAGAAAGCCAGUCACAGCAAUGAACACGGACAAAUUGAUGCUGAAAAUGGUGAAAUAUCUGCUGGAGCUGAAAGCAAUGCUCAUUUGCAAGAAGAUAGACAGGAUUUAAAAGCAGAAGCACAGCAAGGCCAGGAAGAAAUAAAAACAGAGGAAUCCACUGAAAGCCAGAGUUCACAUGUGAAAAAAGCACCCACAAGAUCUGAAGAAGGUUCAGAGAAACUUGCAGAAAAUAACAUCAGUGAGGUGAAUACUGUGUCUUCCAGGGCUCAGGAACAAUCUUCAGCCCCCGUGCCUGUUCCUUUAGAUAAUAUCUCUCAUCUGUUAGAUCUUGACAAUAAGGAGUCGAGUGAGAAAUUUGAAUCCAAAGAAGAAAAACUUCCACAUGUGGAUGAAAAUGUGGUCAGCGUUGAUCACUCUGCUACAGAGGGAGAAAACGGAGCAGACACAGAGGAGGCGAGCAAGGCCUCUGAGGAAGGAGCGAGUGUGCUGCUCAAACCUGACGCACAGAACAAUGAGGCCCAUGAUUCAGGACAAGGCGUCACAGCCAUCAAAGGACCCGCCGAGGCCCUGGCAGUGGCCGACAACACCGAUCUGGUGACAAACUGGGUUAACAUGCACCAGUCCUCAAAGUAUUUUGAGACUUUUGUUGAACCCUUAGAAGAUCUGAGGAAGAUUUCAGAUGAUCAAGCAUCCACCUGUAAUAAAGAAGAGACACUGUCAAUCGUCCAUCCCAAAACAGAGACUUCACCCGAGGCGGCAAAGACGCUGAAAGAGGAAGAGAAAGGAUCUGAGUUAAAGGCUGAAAGUGAGUCAGGAGACCGAACCAAAGUGGAAACUGUGGAAGCAGAUCUAGAGAGCAUUCAUGCUGAAGAUAAACCAUGUGAGAGUCACUCUGCCAACAACACGCAGCAGGUGGAAGAAACUGCUGAGGUAAAAAACUUAAUACCAAUAUCAACGACUGAACAAAGUGACACGGAGUCUUCAAACAGGCAGGACACAACAUCUGGAGCACACAAAGCAAGCAGGGGUCGCUUGAAGAAGACAUGGUUCAAGGGACCAACAGAAGGAGAUGGUGAAGUAAACGCUUUUUCAAAGACUGAAGUGGAAAGCAUCACAGCUACAGUUCACUCUGUGGCCAGUCACAAAGCUGGGAGUGUUUCUGAUAACCAACCUAAUGAGAAAACCAUUAACAAUGGUCCUGACUUCAGUUUAGGUCAAAUAGCAACCAAAGAGAUGAAGGAUCCUUCUCUAGAGGAUUUUCACAAUUCAAAGAGCCCAGACAAACUGAAAGAUGCAGCAGAAACAUGGGAGAGUGCUGACGUUCAAAGUCAAGAAAUUACAGAAAUAAGUGAACUGACAGCAUCAAAGCUGGAUGACAGAAGUCAAGAAGACUCCCGCGGGGGAACUGACGCCAAGGUGUCAGAUGAAAACAAUGGCAAGGACAGAAACGAGCUGAUCCAAGACAUCAAACACACUCUCAGCAAAGACAGACUCAGUACUUUCCUAGUCGACGAAACCAUGUUUGGCUGCAGUUCAUACCCUUUAUUAACCGCUGCAAGGACUGAGAGUGGACAUUAG
Salarias fasciatus (jewelled blenny) is the source of this 4509-nucleotide messenger RNA. Its product is annotated as dentin sialophosphoprotein-like. The record is from RefSeq and is a predicted model, not a curated record. Lineage: Eukaryota; Metazoa; Chordata; Actinopteri; Blenniiformes; Blenniidae.